Messenger RNA from Puccinia triticina, 414 nucleotides. RefSeq lists its product as uncharacterized. The transcript is spliced from 5 exons. Gene Ontology annotation, biological process: mRNA 5'-splice site recognition; mRNA splicing, via spliceosome; spliceosomal snRNP assembly. NCBI's taxonomy places the organism in Eukaryota, Fungi, Basidiomycota, Pucciniomycetes, Pucciniales, Pucciniaceae. Gene Ontology annotation, molecular function: pre-mRNA 5'-splice site binding; zinc ion binding. The coding region runs from base 1 to 414 and encodes 137 amino acids. The record is from RefSeq and is a predicted model, not a curated record. Gene Ontology annotation, cellular component: U1 snRNP; nucleus.
AUGGGGAAGUAUUAUUGUGACUAUUGUGAUGUCUUCCUCGUCAGUGAAAGUCCUUCCGUCCGCAAGGCUCACAACAGUGGCCGAAAUCAUCUGACAAAUGUCCGGGACUAUUAUUCUUCUCUGGGUCACGACAAGGCUCAAAGUUACAUCGAUGAAAUUACACGGAUGUUCGAAACGGGCGGUGGUAAUUCAACUUCAAAUCGUGGACCAGGUGGGAACCCUCUUGGGCCCCACCCAGUUCCUCCAAAUCCUGUGAUGGGUGGCCAGAUGCGACCCCCCAUGCAUUUCCCAGGCCCACCGAUGAUGAAUAACACGUUGCCUGGGAUGCCCCCUCCUCAUGUAAAUGGCUAUUCCUCUGGCCCCCUUCCCCCUCAGCAUCAACAAGCUUCUGGGGGUCAGCCGCCCCGCCAUUGA